This is a messenger RNA of Plectropomus leopardus (leopard coralgrouper), 1138 nucleotides long. NCBI's taxonomy places the organism in Eukaryota, Metazoa, Chordata, Actinopteri, Perciformes, Serranidae. The record is from RefSeq and is a predicted model, not a curated record.
UAUCCCAGCAGUCAGUGAUAGUUUUAUUAAAACGUGUGUUUGACAGUUUGGAGCUCGUGCACAUUUGGAUCUGAUCAGAAAAACGAUGGAUCCGCUGCUGUAUUUAGGCGGAGUGGUGAUGUUGUUCCUGCUGUGGAUCAAAGUCAAAGGUCUAGAUUACGUGAUCGUGCACCAGAGGUGGAUAUUUGUGUGUUUGUUCCUGCUGCCGCUUUCCGUUAUUUUCGAUGUGUAUUAUUAUGUUCGCGCGUGGCUCAUUUUCAAGAUGUGCUCUGCGCCCAAACUGCACGACCAGCGCGUGCGAGACAUCCAGCGACAGGUGCGUGAGUGGAAGAAGGACGGCAGUAAGACCUACAUGUGUACGGGUCGACCCGGUUGGCUCACUGUGUCUCUCAGAGUCGGGAAAUACAAGAAAACACACAAGAACAUUAUGAUCAACAUGAUGGACAUUCUGGAGGUGGACACAAAGAGGCAGGUGGUGAGAGUUGAGCCGCUGGCCAACAUGGGUCAGGUGACCGCCCUCCUCACCUCUAUUGGCUGGACGCUGCCGGUGCUGCCCGAGCUCGAUGACCUCACUGUGGGUGGUUUGGUGAUGGGUACAGGCAUUGAGUCGUCCUCUCACAUUUACGGGCUGUUUCAGCACAUCUGCGUCGCCUAUGAGCUGGUUCUAGCUGAUGGCAGCUUGGUUCGCUGCACUGAGGAGGAGAACUCGGACCUUUUCCACGCCGUCCCAUGGUCCUGUGGAACUCUGGGGUUCUUGGUUGCAGCUGAGAUUAAAAUAGUCCCAGCUAAACCCUGGGUGAAGCUGCGCUAUGAGCCGGUCAGAGGGCUGGAGAACAUCUGCAAACGCUUUACUGAAGCAUCCGAGAACAAGCAGAACACGUUUGUAGAGGGUCUCCAGUACACCCGGGACAGCGCCGUCAUCAUGACGGGAACAAUGACCGACCACGCUGAGCCUGAUAAGAUUAACAGAAUCGGGCUGCACUUCAAACCCUGGUUCUUUAAACAUGUGGAGGGUUAUCUGAAAGGUGAUCACACUGGAGUUGAAUACAUCCCUCUGAGACAGUACUAUCACAGACACACACGCAGCAUCUUCUGGGAGCUUCAGCUCGCAGACUUAGCUGCACCGAUUAGUCGAUAA